AUGCCGCCGCGGUUGACGCCCCGCCACCAGGCAGCCCUGGCGGCAGCAUGGGGGCUGGCGUGCGCGCUCUCGCUGGCGUGGGCGCUGCCGCGCCUCGACCAGCACGGCGCCAAGCUCAUGUGGACGUUCUUCCAGCCGCUGGCGCCGCCGCUGCUCGCCGUCUGGCUGUGGGCGCAGUGCGUGGCGUGCUUCGAGGCGCGGCGCAUCCCGUACGCCGCCUGCUUUCCCGAGCGCGACCAGAGGCAGCUGCCGUCCGCGGCGGGCCUGUGCAAG
Messenger RNA from Monoraphidium neglectum, 273 nucleotides. RefSeq lists its product as hypothetical. NCBI's taxonomy places the organism in Eukaryota, Viridiplantae, Chlorophyta, Chlorophyceae, Sphaeropleales, Selenastraceae. The transcript has a single exon. The annotation marks the transcript as partial. The record is from RefSeq and is a predicted model, not a curated record.